UCUCUGGAGCGGAUCCUGCCUCCUGCAGCCUCUGGCCCUACCUCAGAGCCCCUGCGGAGGGCAGGCCCCCCGGGGGUCCUGCCCCACAGCAUCAUGAUGGGGAAACUCCCCCUGGGGGUUGUCUCCCCUUAUGUGAAGAUGAGUUCGGGGGGCUGCACAGACCCCCUGAAAUUCUACGCCACCAGCUACUGCACAGCCUACGGUCGGGAGGAUUUCAAGCCCCGCAUGGGCAGUCACCAAGGCACAGGCUACAAAUCAAAUUACCGGCCCGUGGUCUCAUACCAACCCAAUCUUGAUGCCCUGGACAACCCGGCUAUGGGGGCACAAGUCUGCAACAAUUUCCAGACCGUGACCAGUCAGAGUUACCGUCCCCUGGAGGUGCCUGAUGGCAAAUACCCACUGCCCUGGAACAUGCACCAGACCCACGCUGGCUCCUCUCGGGAGAAGGCCAGGGCAGUCACCCCCACCAGGGAGGUCAGGAAGGUCCAUUUUGACACCCAGGACUAUGGGCCCCAGGCCAUCAAGGGGCUGGAGCCCAAGGAAGUGCCCUUGCUCCAUCAACAGCAGAACAAGGGCUCGCUGGAGUGGGAGAAUGCCCGACACGGCCCCCGCUUCAUGACUUCCGAGUAUAAUUCCAAGUAUCUCAAGGAGGCUUCAAACCAGCCAGAUCUCUUGCAGAAGAAAUCAAUUGGGGCCAAGGAGGAGACUGGCUUAACCAAAGAUUCCAACAAGAACCCCGUGAUCUUCCAGCCGCCCUCCCAGGCCCUCCCUGGGGAGCCGGUCCUCCUCCCCGGCCGGAGUGUCACCAAGUCAGACUUUCUCCCCAUGACCCAUCCUCACGGGGAUGAGUUCCUGCCGCUGCUGGCCAGAGGCUCCGAGCAGGAGACCGGCUUCAGCCGAGUGAAUGAGAGGACUCUGAACCCCAGAGUGCCCCCUUCUGGCCCAGAACCCAGCAGCAUGAACCACCGGCAAUUCCAGCCCCCGCAGAAGAUGCAACAGACAAAUGUUGCCCUGCUUGGCCGGGAGAUCGUGGGGAAAAAGGAGCCCACAGGGUUCAGCCUUAACAACCCCAGCUAUGUCCGGAGCCCCUGUGACCCUGACCUGGAUAAUCGCUACCUGACCACCUACAACCAAGGAUACUUCGAGAACAUCCCCAAGGGUCUAGACCGUGAAGGCUGGACUCGAGGUGGCGUCCAGCCCCAGAAGCCCGGAGGCUAUGCCCUCAACCAGCCGGUCACCCGCCUGGAGGCCACCCCCAACCCCACGGAGAGCCUGCGGCGCCUGCGUCCCCACGUGGGCAGAACCCUGGUCUCGGCUGACCCCUUCUACCGAGCCACGCCUCCCGGCAGCCACGGCAGCGGCUUCACGGCGCCCCUCUGAGCCUGAGGCAUGGGUUUGCCGACCCCAGGGGACAGGAGCUGGCUACUGUCCCUAUUUCCACAUUCCCCCGGGGGCUCCCCGGCUACUUUCCUAAUGAAAUAAAGAGCAGUGAAGCA
This is a messenger RNA of Balaenoptera musculus (blue whale), 1496 nucleotides long. RefSeq names its product protein phosphatase 1 regulatory subunit 32 (gene SAXO4). Gene Ontology annotation, molecular function: phosphatase binding. The record is from RefSeq and is a predicted model, not a curated record. The transcript has 14 exons. The coding region runs from base 94 to 1380 and encodes 428 amino acids. NCBI's taxonomy places the organism in Eukaryota, Metazoa, Chordata, Mammalia, Artiodactyla, Balaenopteridae.